AUGUUUAACGGGGAGCCAGGUCCAGCCUCGGCUGGAGCCUCCAGGAAUGUGGUGCGGAGCUCCAGUAUCAGUGGCGAAAUCUGUGGAUCCCAGCAACCUGGGGGUGGGACCGGGACCACCACUGCCAAGAAGCGGCGGAGCAGCCUGGGUGCCAAGAUGGUGGCCAUCGUGGGCCUGACCCAGUGGAGCAAGAGCACACUCCAGCUUCCCCAGCCAGAAGGGGCCACCAAGAAGCUGCGCAGCAACAUCCGACGGAGCACAGAGACUGGCAUUGCUGUGGAGAUGCGAAGUCGUGUCACACGCCAGGGCAGCCGGGAGUCCACUGAUGGGAGCACCAACAGCAACAGCUCCGAUGGCACGUUCAUCUUCCCCACCACCCGGCUGGGAGCUGAAAGCCAAUUCAGUGACUUCCUGGAUGGGCUGGGACCAGCCCAAAUUGUGGGGCGACAGACGCUGGCAACACCCCCCAUGGGAGAUGUGCACAUUGCCAUCAUGGACCGGGGUGGCCAGCUGGAAGUGGAAGUGAUUGAAGCUCGGGGCCUGACCCCCAAACCAGGCUCCAAAUCUCUCCCAGCUACCUAUAUCAAGGCUUAUCUGCUUGAGAAUGGGGCCUGCUUGGCCAAGAAGAAGACAAAAGUGGCUAAGAAGACCUGUGAUCCCCUGUACCAGCAGGCUCUGCUUUUUGAUGAGGGGCCCCAGGGCAAGGUGCUGCAGGUGAUCGUCUGGGGAGACUAUGGCCGCAUGGACCACAAGUGCUUCAUGGGUAUGGCCCAGAUCAUGCUGGAUGAACUGGACCUGAGCGCUGCGGUUACSGGCUGGUACAAACUCUUCCCCACCUCCUCCGUGGCAGACUCCACGCUCGGAUCCCUCACCAGGCGCCUGUCCCAGUCCUCCUUGGAGAGUGCCACCAGCCCUUCCUGCUCCUAAGAACCUUGCUCAGGACCAGAGGCCGGGUGGUGGUGUGAGAAGGGGGCCUGCUGGCCUCUACCUCCCCUGUACAUAGUC
Molecule: messenger RNA, 1005 nt
Organism: Urocitellus parryii (Arctic ground squirrel)
Lineage: Eukaryota; Metazoa; Chordata; Mammalia; Rodentia; Sciuridae
Gene: Rims3
Product: regulating synaptic membrane exocytosis 3
Biological process (GO): positive regulation of synaptic transmission; regulation of membrane potential; calcium ion-regulated exocytosis of neurotransmitter
Cellular component (GO): cytoskeleton of presynaptic active zone; presynaptic membrane
Molecular function (GO): transmembrane transporter binding; small GTPase binding
Source: RefSeq, a predicted model, not a curated record